AUGAUGAACCCGCGUACAAAACUGAGCGAAUGUCGCUCCAACUCUCACGACACUCUGCGAGGAGGGAUGCCCUCCCCGCGGAUUGCACAUUUCGACGGCGAAGUCCCUCCGGCACUGUCUCCCCUCGAUGCCUUUGCAGCUCAGGGUCGAUUCCUAGCGCGACAGCUGGAUGAAUCCCGACUAGGUGAACGGCGAAUGAGUCGCCUACCUCCUUCCAGUGUUGCCCGGUCGCUGUCCCGCCCACGACCAGGCUAUUUCCGCUCCGCAAAUAGCGAAUCCAAUACCGAUACUCUCACGCGGCGACCGACUCAGAAAGGCCUUCCAGAGUUAGAGGAGCCAAAGUAUCGCCCAAUUUCGGAACACCCUCGAUUUAGCUCGGUCUCACACGCCAGCAGCAAUGCGGCAAGCUUUUACGAAGACGACGAGACCACCCCCCGGACAACUAUAAUCCAAGACGACCCCAGCGAGUGGGGGAUACCUCGUUCGCAUUCACCCGAUACAGACUCGGUUUACGCAGAUGAAGCGGAGGGCUCAGUGGGGGUGGUGGUGGAUGACCCCUCGCGUCAGUCGUCGAUGGACUCCAUUACCAGCAGACUUCAUAUUCCACGAACUCUGGCUCCGCCAGUUUCGCCGCAUUCUCGACCAUCGAGCAGCGCCCGGGUGACUCAGCUGGAGAGCUCUGACGAUGAUUACAGUAGUUCCAAUGCAGGUUCGACAUUCUCCAAGCCACGGAAAUUGUCAUCGGGGAGUGCUGUAUCGCUUCCAUACUCACCUAUGUCGACCUUUCCAGUUAGGCCACAUCCUCGUUCGCCUUCAAUAAGCUCGGAAACUUCGACGGGCACCAGCUACCUAGCGCGACCCUCCUUCAACUUCUCUCGACCUCUCAGUCGGUCCAGCACCAGUCUCUCGGCACCGGGGGCCCCAGAGCCAGCUACCGCCCCAGCUCCGGCGCCCCAGCGGCAUCAAUCCAACCAUAUGCAUCGCCCGAGCAAGCCUACUCCGAUUCUGGUUCCCUUGUCCACUGACCAGGCAGCUGCUACUCGACCAGCCGACGGGGAGCCAUCCUCGGCGGUUUCUUCAUUUGUGUACGCCAAGUAUGCAUUGCCGCGCGGGCGUGAGCCUUCCAGAGACUCGGUGAUCUUUGCAGGCCUACAGACUCCACACUUUGAAUGGAAUGAGCCUCUGUUUGAAAAUUCUCCCCCGCGUGAAUCGGUUGAAGUACCUCGCUCAGCCCGCACUCCACCACCGACCAACCGCCAGCCAAUGGAUCACUCACCCAAGCCACAUUCGAUGUACGAAGUUCCGACUCCUGCAACGCCUGCUCCACCCUCACCCAAACUACCGGCCUCUUCGCCACGGCCGUCAACUUCUUCGUCAAAACCGCCGACUUCACCAAUGCCCUCUGCACCGACACUGGCCACACCUGAGAAACCUAGACCUUCCACAGAAUCCACCCGGUCCAACCACAAGACAAAUGAUAAAAUCGAAACGGCCUCCUCGGCUGGCUCUGCGAGCACCUUGCGUCCCCAGACUGCCGCGACCCAGGCAACAUCGAAUACUUUGUCCGCUGACGAUCAUGUUACUAAGGGCAUUGAACUGCACGAGAGUGGGUCUUUGAAUGAAUCGACCUAUCACCUGCGGAUUGCUGCGAAGCAAAAUCACCCCACUGGAAUGUUGCUAUACGCGCUUGCCUGCCGUCAUGGUUGGGGUAUGCGUUCCAAUCAAAAAGAAGGUGUGCGAUGGCUACGCAAGGCUGUGGAUUCAGUAGGGUUGGAAAUGCUGGAGAACCCCGAUGCUCCUGGCGCGUCCAAGGCAAAGGAGCUGCAGAAGGCUUACCGUGCCCAAUUUGCUCUCAGCAUCUAUGAGCUGGGCGUUAGCCACUUGAAUGGCUGGGGUAUUGAACAGGAUAGGUCUCUCGCUCUACGUUGUUUCGAAAUCGCUGGUCAGUGGGGUGAUGUUGAUGCCAUGGCCGAAGCUGGUUUCUGCUAUGCAGAAGGUGUUGGUUGUAAGAAGGACAUGAAGAAGGCUGCACGAUUUUACCGCCAGGCCGAGUCCAAUGGCAUGAGCAUGGUCGGCAACAGCUGGAUCUACAAAGAAAAAUACAUGGGAGACGAGGCCAAAGAAUCUCGCUCGCGCGGGCGAACGGUCAGCAGUGAUAAGAAGAACCCUCGCAGUAAAUCGCGCACCCGCAGUAUCUUCCAACGGAAGAAGUCUGUACCCGAGUCAUAG
Messenger RNA from Penicillium pulvis, 2229 nucleotides. RefSeq names its product tetratricopeptide repeat protein. The record is from RefSeq and is a predicted model, not a curated record. Bases 1 to 2229 code for a protein of 742 amino acids. Gene Ontology annotation, molecular function: protein binding. The transcript has 2 exons. NCBI's taxonomy places the organism in Eukaryota, Fungi, Ascomycota, Eurotiomycetes, Eurotiales, Aspergillaceae.